Molecule: messenger RNA, 1865 nt
Organism: Ipomoea nil (Japanese morning glory)
Lineage: Eukaryota; Viridiplantae; Streptophyta; Magnoliopsida; Solanales; Convolvulaceae
Product: UDP-glucuronate:xylan alpha-glucuronosyltransferase 2-like
Exons: 4
Coding region: 32-1774 (580 amino acids)
Biological process (GO): xylan biosynthetic process
Molecular function (GO): glycosyltransferase activity
Source: RefSeq, a predicted model, not a curated record
CAAAAGAUCAUCUAAGAAGAAGAAGAAGAAGAUGAUGAUGAUGAUAAAGGCUGCUCCUUCAAAAGCUUUGGUUGUCCGGAUCAACUUGGUUUUCUUUGGAUUUUUCUUGAUUUUCUAUGCUACUCUCCUCUUCACAAAUUUCCCUUCCAUUGUUCUUAAUUGCCCUCCAAAGACAGAAGAUGGGUUGCAUAGGACGGCGGCGUUGGGAGAGCUGCGGGGAGAUGGGUCAACGGCGGAGCGGAGGAGGGCGGCGGCGGUGAAGCGGGAGAAGCCGAGUUUCUUGAACGAGAUAGGGGGAUCAGGGAUGAAGAUAGGGAUGGUGAACAUGGAGGACGAGGAUGUCGGAGAAUGGAAUCUCGACGGGGAGACAAUCACCGUCCGGUACGAGAAGGUGUCGGAGAAUCUGGAAUGGAAACGCCUGUUCCCGGAGUGGAUCGACGAGGAGGAAGAAACCGCCGCCGGGAAGCCGUCGUGCCCGGAGAUACCAAUGCCGGAGAUGGCGGACUAUCCAUACAUGGACCUUAUAGUGGCCAAACUGCCAUGCAACGGAACUUCGGCGGCGGCGGCGGGAGGGUGGGGGAGAGACGUUUUCCGGCUGCAAAUCCAUUUGAUCGCUGCAAAUUUAGCGGUGGCGAGAGGGCGGAGGGAUUGGUACAAGAAAACAAAGGUUUUGUUGUUGAGCAAAUGCCGGCCAAUGGUGGAGUUGUUCAGAUGUAAGGAGUUGAAGAAGCAAGAAAAUGAUUGGUGGUACUUUGAGGCUGACAUAAUCAAAUUGUCCCAAAAAGUUUCUUUGCCUAUUGGUUCUUGCAAUUUGGCCCUGCCUCUAUGGGGAAAAGGCAUGAACAAGGUUUAUGAUGUGUCCAACAUAGAAAAUACAGCAAUGGUAGCUGCUAAAAGAGAGGCUUAUGCCACAGUUCUCCACUCGUCCCAAGCCUAUGUUUGUGGAGCAAUAACUCUAGCACAAAGCCUCCUCCGAACCGGAACCAAACGCGACCUUAUCCUCCUCUUGGACAGCACUAUCCCCGAAACCAAACGCGAGGCGCUGGCCAAAGCCGGGUGGAAACUCCGGUUCAUCAAGCGGAUCCGAAACCCGAGAGCGGAGAAGAAAUCCUACAACGAAUACAACUACAGCAAGCUCCGAUUAUGGCAGCUCACGGACUACGACAAGGUAAUCUUCGUCGAUUCCGACGUCAUCGUCCUGCGCAACAUCGACGUCCUGUUCCACUUCCCGGAGAUCUCCGCCGCCGGGAACGACGGCUCGAUUUUCAACUCCGGCGUGAUGGUGCUCGAGCCGUCGAACUGCACGUUCGGGCUGUUCAUGCGGCGGGCGAACGACAUCGUUUCGUACAACGGCGGCGACCAGGGAUUCCUCAACGAGAUCUUCGUGUGGUGGCACCGGCUGCCCCGGCGGGUGAAUUUCCUGAAGAAUUUCUGGUCGAACUCGUCGGCUGAGACAACCCUAAAGAAUCGCCUGUUCGGGUCGGACCCUCCGGAGCUUUACGCCAUACAUUAUCUGGGCAUGAAGCCGUGGCUCUGUUACAGGGAUUACGAUUGCAACUGGGACAUCAGCCACCAACGCGUUUAUGCUAGCGACGUCGCGCACCGGACGUGGUGGAAAGUGCACGACGCCAUGGAUGAAAAGUUGCAGAGGUUUUGCGGGUUAUCCGAUUGGAGAAAGAUCCGGCUGGAGAAGGAAAGGAAGACGGCUAGAAAAAUGGGGUUCCCAGAUCAGCAUUGGAGGAUCAACGUCACUGACCCUAGAAGAUUUAACUAAUUUUUAUUUUCUUGCGCGAUUUUUUCAACACUGAUUAUUGUAUAAUGACAAAAUCACCUAAUUUAAUUAAUAACGCGUAUAUAUGUCUGAA